AUGGUAAUAGCGAAGUUUAAACCAACACUCCGCCUGAUUAACCUGUUUAGGAAGUCUGAAGGGUUGAGAGGAAAGCCAUUCUCACUUAUUUGGCGGUCUGGUUCUUAUCCAGGCCGUAGGAAAAUGUCUUCCAGUGCGGUGGAGAAACUGGUGGAUUCUCCUGAGUUUCAAAGCGUCCUCACUCCUGAACUGUUUACAGUGGCUACACCGCUUGAAAAGCAAGGAUUUGAUGUAAGAAUAGUUGGAGGGGCAGUCCGUGAUAUCCUCCUGGGCAUUAAACCAAAAGACGUAGAUUUAGGUACGAAUGCGACUCCAUUAGAAAUGAUUGAGUUGUUCAAAAAGAGCAACAUUCAUUACAUCGAGACAGGCUUACAACACGGCACUUUGACGGUUCACGUCAACAAGCAUAAUUUUGAAGUGACAACUUUGCGAAUUGACGCUGAAACUGAUGGAAGACACGCUAAAGUGGAGUUCACUAAUGACUGGAUGGUAGACGCAGAGAGGCGCGAUUUGACCAUCAAUGCCAUGAGUUUGGGUCUCGAUGGCUCGCUCUAUGACUAUUUUGGUGGAAGAGAUGAUUUAUUGAAGCGCCGGGUGCGAUUUGUAGGUGAUCCAAAGCUCCGUAUACAGGAAGAUUAUCUGAGAAUCUUGAGAUAUUUCCGUUUUUAUGGUAGGAUAUCCUCAGAAGAGGAUAAUCAUGAUCCAACGACAUUGAAUGUCAUACAAGAAUGUGCCGAGGGACUGAAGAAGAUAGCUGUGGAACGCAUUUGGAUAGAAAUCUCCAAAAUCCUAACUGGAAAAUAUAUGCCAAGUCUUGUAAGAAGAAUGUAUGACCUGAAUGUGGCACAAUUCAUUGGUGAGUGCCUUAAGCCACUUUUCUCUACACACCAGGGGUGCUCUGGAUUCAAGAGACUUGAUACACUCCGUGUAACCUCUGAAUAAUGACGUAACUAGGGAAUGGGAAAUAUUAAUUUUGCUUUCCUCAUAAUGGGGUUCAUUAUGUUGGGAGUCAGACUCCCUGAAAGUUUGUUUUGGCUGGGCCAUUGUUCAGGAGGGAAAAUGAACUUUGUUAUCUGUGGUAUGUUCAAGAGGCUUGGUGGUCCAGUGGUUUGUGCUUUGGAUUCCAGAUCAAGAGAUCCCACUUUGCACCUGCAGGGGUCAUUGUGUUGUGGGGCAAGAUACUUGACUCUCACUUCAUCCUGGUGUAUAAAUGGGUACUGGCAAAAUAAUAUUAGUGUUGGGAGGGAGGCAAUCCCUUUUAUGGUUGACAUAGGUGUCUGCUGCUGAACAAGCUGUGGUUUUCUGGGUCUUGAAUCUUAAAAAGGGUAUACAACUUCACUAUUUAGCAUCUUGUGCAGUGUCUUUUUAGAGUGGAAGACUUGAAAAGAGUCUUAAGGUUGAUGAUGAGCAGUCUACAUGUGUGGUACCAACAAUUUUUUCCAAAAAGCAAAUUCCAUGAAGUUAGUUUAAAAAAUUUCUUAAGUCUGUAUGCAAAGCAAAAUGAAUGAGGGUCAUGAAGUAAGGUCUCUUGUCUUAAACAUUUUAGCCUGCGAUCAUUUUCUCCUCAUUUCUCUAUUAUGUCUAAAAAAAAGGCGCUUGAUUGCAGGUUAAAACAGGGUAGCAAAAUGAGAAGUAUUUUAAAACAAAUUAAAAAUUUGUCUUUUUUAUUACGGUUAAUAAUUAUCAGGUCUCCCAGAGUACUGCGAAGAAAGCUUUCAAGAGUUGUCCCGAGCAUGGAAUGAGCACCAGGCCUAUCCACUGCAGCCAGUGACACUGUUGUGUUCCUUGGUCAAGACUGUGGAUGAAGCUGAUCAUCUAACACGUCAAUGGAAGCUUUCCAAUGCAGAAAGAGCCUUAGGUAAAUUUAUCACUGAACACAGGGUACCCAAACAACAUGAACACCCCCUGAAGCCGUACCAAGACUCGAUAGUCUCAGCACCAAAUAUCCAGACAAAGAAUGUGAUUAAAGGCCAUGUUGUGGAGCUGCUACACUAUCAAGGACGACAUAAUCUUGCUCAGGAAAUCAACAACUGGGAUGUUCCAGUUUUUCCUAUCACAGGAGCUCACUUGAAAAAGCUUGGAGUAAAACCGGGGCCAGAAUUUGGAAAGAUGCUGGGUAAACUGAAAGAACUUUGGAAAGAUAGUUAUUAUACUGCAAAUGAAGAGGAUUUAUUAGAAAAAUGUAAAAUUUUCAAAGAUAUCUAG
Porites evermanni is the source of this 2205-nucleotide messenger RNA. Lineage: Eukaryota; Metazoa; Cnidaria; Anthozoa; Scleractinia; Poritidae. The record is from the annotation of a GenBank genome assembly.